AUGAUGAGUCCCCUAACGCUGAUGAAGCGAGCGCAGGUGAUCAACCAGAAGGAUAUGCUCCUUGGCAUCUGCGACGACGUGUCAUGGCACACCAAGUUAAAGGACUCCACCUACAUCUUCGGUGGUGGUUACCCCUUCGACCUCACCAAGGGCGACCUACUUACCAUCUUCACGCAAUCGCAGAGCUUCCUGCAGAUAAUCGAAUGA
This is a messenger RNA of Miscanthus lutarioriparius, 207 nucleotides long. The record is from the annotation of a GenBank genome assembly. Lineage: Eukaryota; Viridiplantae; Streptophyta; Magnoliopsida; Poales; Poaceae.